UAGUUCGCUGCACAGCCUUAGGGAAAGUGAGUGACAGUGGGGAAGUGCAGCUGGUGGUACCGCAUCCUCCCAUCGGCCCGGACUGUGACCCGCUGAUAAUCCAGCUAAUAUCAUCUGGAUAAACGAGCAGCAGUCAGACUCCUCCAGACUGUCGGAAGGUGCGGUCACGCCCAGAAACUUCCAGAGCCCGGGCUUUUUGGCGGAAGAAACGCUGAUAAAGAUGAACGAGAGUGAGCUCAGCUCCCCGCUGGCGGAGUACGACUUCGAGCGGCGUUUCGACGAAAGACGUGCGCUGGAAUGGAUGCAGGAAAACUGGAGCAAGUCGUUCAUGUUCUGUGGCCUGUACGCUGCGUUCGUGUUCGGCGGUCAGCACUUCAUGAGGGAAAGGCCGAAGCUGAACCUGCGACGCCCGCUGGUGCUGUGGUCACUCUGCCUGGCCAUCUUCAGCAUCAUAGGAGCACUCAGGACUGGACUGUACAUGCUGCACGUCCUCACAACCAGCGGCUUCAGACAGUCUGUGUGCGACACCAGCUUCUACAGCGCCCCCGUCACCAAGUUCUGGGCCUACGCCUUCGUUCUCAGCAAGGCCCCCGAGCUGGGUGACACGGUCUUCAUCGUCCUCCGGAAGCAGCGCCUCAUCUUCCUGCACUGGUACCACCACAUCACCGUGCUGCUGUACUCCUGGUACUCCUACAAGGACCAGGUGGCGGGCGGCGGCUGGUUCAUGACCAUGAACUACGUGGUUCAUUCGUUCAUGUACACGUACUACGCGGCGCGGGCGGCCGGCCUGCGGGUGCCCCGUCCCUGCGCCAUGAUCAUCACCACCACGCAGAUCCUGCAGAUGGCGAUGGGUCUGACCGUCCUGGGCCUGGUGUACCACUGGAUGCACGAGGUCCGCUGUCCGUCCAACUUGGACAACAUCACGUGGGGCUCUCUCAUGUACCUCAGCUACUUGGUCCUUUUUGCCUUGUUCUUCUACAACAGCUACCUCAAAGGCUCCUCCGGGGACAAGGGAGCCAAGGCAGAGUAGCACGUCUGUUGAAUCGUGCCAUAAGCAGAAACGAUCGACAGCGAAGGGGCCACGAAUGUGUGAGUCGCAGCCGGUUAACUGGUCGCUCCGUCCUCCUCUUUUUGUGACAUUUUCACCCGACUUUUUCAUUUCAUCUACGGAUUUAGAGCAGACGGAAGCAGCAGGAGGUCAGUUUGGACCGAGUUUGAUAUGAUCCCACCAUAAAAGAGGAGGAUGGAGGAAGACCACGUUUGCGUUUGACUAACAAACUACUCACUUCAUUCAAAUUAUUGCCUUGGUUACGUAGAUUCUCGACCCAGUAUCAAAAAACAGCCAUAUGAGGGACCACGUGUUUGUCAGAUGUUUGUGUUCAUGUGUCAUAAUGAAGAAGUGAAUUCCUGAUGCGUAGGUUGAAGGAGAGUGGAGCUGCUGCGUUUACUGUUCACUGAAAUUCUGCAUUUUAAUUUAAAGGAUUUUUUUUAUGUGAAUGCUUGAGCACAUUUAGAUAUGAAAAUAACUGAGUUUGUAAAUUCACCAAAAAUGUUGGAUUUAAAUGAUUUUAAUGUAACCAGAACGACUUUCCCCGCAGCCCACUAGAUGGCGCUUUGAGUCCCAUUGGUUGUGAAUGGCUGCUUAAACCUCUGGACUAGAAAAAAAAAAGUACUUAUGAAUGUUAAAUUGUUAAAGGAAUAGUUCAACACGUUGGGAAAUGCAGUUUCUUUCCGUCUUUGAGUGAGAUGAGGUGAUGUGGGGGCAUCUCACCAGUUUGUCUUAAAGUGCACUACGACACCUCUACAGUAGAUGUAUUGUCAUCAUUUAUUUGGCCUGUAAGACAAACAAAUGAAAAACAACCAUUCGUGAGUUUAGGGGAAGUUAUGAUGCCGGAACUACUUCUCGACAAAGAACUGUUUAUCCAUCCGCCCAGCACUUCCUGCUGGCCUCGUCUCUGGCUAUGAGACGGGCUGCCAGGUUCAGCAGGUGCACUGGUUUUUGAGGUCUGUGCAGAGACGCUGGUACCAAGCGAGUCAACCUUUCUGCAUCAACACUUCAGAAAUUAAAGUAGCUCACGAUUUGUUGUUUUUUUUAAACAUUUCUCUUUAUGUACAAAUGAAACAAAGGAGAUACGGCGUGUUAAUCGGGAGCUUCAGGUGUGCAUUUUCACUUCGGACAGAACCGGGCCAGCUGUUUCCCCCUGUUUGCAGGCUGUAUGCUAAGCUAAGCUAACCACGUCCAGACUGCAGGUCUGUAAUAAGCCUACAGACAUGAAACUGACACGCACCUUCUCAUUUCACUCUGUGUCUUUCCCAAAAUGUUGAACUACUCCUUUAAAAAGUGUCUGUUUCAUCCCGAGCCACAACUGUGACCUACAGGACAGAACGUUUAGGAUAAGCAAAAGGGAAUGAAAACCUUACAAUGCACUGAAUCAACACACACACACACACACACACACACACACUCUCUCCACAUGUAGCUGUCACCUGGGCGUUCAGGUGUGUGGUCGCCUCACAGAUCACUUCAUCGCAGUGACAUAAGCUCAUCGGGUGUUAUUACAAAACUAGCAGCACUGAUGAUCGGCCUUGACUUUGUUCAUGUCUGCUCUUCCAACACAAGCACUUUGUGAGACGAUAACACGACGAACGCGUCGUCCAGCAGACAGGUUGUGUAACACGGGGACUGAAGUCCUCCCGUCCCCGUCCCCUCUUGUGCAACCAUGUUUACACCUGCCGCAUGUUUUGCCUUCCUCACCUGACACGAAGCCCAUCAGCAGCCUCCCUUCACGGCUCUCUGAUACGGUUAUCAAUAAUCAAGAGAACCAACUGAUACUGUAACUGACACACUCACGGUAAAAACGAAAAUCUCAGCGUUUCAGUUUAGAACAACCAGUGAUGGAAUGUAGAGCAACCACGUACAAUUUACUCGACUGCUAUACUUAAACACAUACUUAGUAUUCAAGUAUAUACAUAAGUACUUGUACUUUUCUACCACUUCAUACUUCCAGUCUGCUACAUCUUGAAGGCAAAUACUGUACUUUUUACAACACUACUUUAAUUCCUAUUUACUGUGAACAUUGUUCAUUCAAAACUUAAAUACUGUUGUAUGUUACCACUAUGAUGGACAGUUUUAGAUUAAUUUAUUUUAUCAGCAGUCAAAAAGAUGCUGAAUAUCAAAUCCGUUGACCAGUUUAUUCCAGUGGACAUUUUUCAAUUAAAAAAUAUGCAGCUUCCCUUAAUUUUGGACCUUUGUUAUUCCCGUAUCUUUGUGCAAAAAAGUGGGAAAGCUAGAUGGAUAUUAAAUAAUCAACAAAACAAAAUAUUAGCGAUCAAAACGACGACAGCAUCAGACCUGUCGUUAAUUUUGAUGCGUUUGCCCUGAAAUGUUUGGCUGAAAGUGUGAAUCUGAUAAAUCUGAACUGCUUGGUUAACCAUAAAGACCACACACACGCUCCUCAGCUGUUUGACUUUCGCCCGAGACAAAGUUUCACUGAUUGUGUCUCGUCUGAGGCUCUCCAGGACCAGUUAUCUAAUCAUCAUUCAUCUGCAGCGACGUCUCAGCCCUGAUCAGACGUCACAAAGCCAGUGAUUCUCCUAUCGCGCUCACUAACUGAAGUUAGUGAAAGUGAUAACUGAAUUGAUCCCAUUGUGUUUGCCUUUAAAAGAAAAGUGCUGCCCUGUUGCUCAAGCAAGCAAAGAAUCUGUGAAGAUCUGACAAGGUCACCUGGGGCUCAGAUUGUGAGGUCUGAGUGUCGGUGGUUGUCAGUUUUGAGAGGCUAAAAUUGGAGAAAAGUCUGAAAAAAUAAACCUCUUAAUCUCACAAA
Molecule: messenger RNA, 3824 nt
Organism: Scatophagus argus
Lineage: Eukaryota; Metazoa; Chordata; Actinopteri; Scatophagidae
Product: elongation of very long chain fatty acids protein 6-like
Exons: 4
Coding region: 221-1030 (269 amino acids)
Biological process (GO): fatty acid elongation, saturated fatty acid; fatty acid elongation, monounsaturated fatty acid; very long-chain fatty acid biosynthetic process
Cellular component (GO): endoplasmic reticulum; endoplasmic reticulum membrane
Molecular function (GO): fatty acid elongase activity
Source: RefSeq, a predicted model, not a curated record